Molecule: messenger RNA, 2712 nt
Organism: Ficedula albicollis (Collared flycatcher)
Lineage: Eukaryota; Metazoa; Chordata; Aves; Passeriformes; Muscicapidae
Gene: SLC35B2
Product: solute carrier family 35 member B2
Biological process (GO): transmembrane transport
Cellular component (GO): endoplasmic reticulum membrane; Golgi membrane
Molecular function (GO): 3'-phosphoadenosine 5'-phosphosulfate transmembrane transporter activity
Source: RefSeq, a predicted model, not a curated record
CGCCGCCAUCCUCUCGCACUCCGGGGCUGACACCCUGCUGAGGAACAUGGAGAACGAGACAGCUCAGGACCUGGCUGAUGGCAACGAUGAUCUCCUUGCCUUGCUGCCCUUUGAUGACCUGAAGAUCUCAGGGAAGCCUGUUGUGUGCUCUGAAUGAGCAGAUGGAUUCCUUUGGCCCAUUGGGCUGCCUCCUGCCUCUGUGCUGGCCCACCAGGAUCUUGCCUGCCUGCAGUUCGAUUUUGCCUUCCCCUCGUGCUGGCUUCCCUCCCUACGAUGGCUACAGGUGAAGAGAUCGCCCCUGCCCUGCAGGACUCGUGGGGGGACUUCUGGCUCUUCCGUUUCUUUGUGAAUGCUGCUGGCUAUGCGAGUAUUGUGGUACCGGGCUUCCUCCUCAUCCAGUACUUCAAGAGAAGGAACUACUUGGAGACAGGCCGAGGCAUUUGCUUCCCUGUCAUCAAAUCGUGUGUGUUUGGCUCUGAGGUGAAGUCUGUACAUCAGGACGAUGGCUCCCUGCCACCCCGAGCAGAGCCCACAGAGUCCUCCACAGCCCGACAGGUCUUCAAGCUGCUCUUCUGUGCUGCUGGUCUACAGGCUUCCUACCUCACAUGGGGUGUCCUCCAGGAGCGUGUGAUGACGAGAACAUACGGUGCCACUGAAACAGACCCUGGUGAGAAGUUCAAGGACUCCCAGUUCCUCGUGUUCAUGAACCGCAUCCUGGCCUUCACAGUGGCUGGUCUGUACUGCGCCCUGACCAAGCAGCCACGCCACGGGGCUCCUAUGUACAAAUACUCCUUUGCCUCCCUCUCCAACAUCCUCAGCAGCUGGUGUCAGUAUGAGGCACUCAAAUACAUCAGUUUCCCCACCCAAGUGCUGGCCAAGGCCUCCAAAGUGAUCCCAGUGAUGAUGAUGGGCAAACUGGUGUCACGCAAGAGUUACGAGUACUGGGAGUACCUGACUGCGGCCCUCAUCUCCGUGGGGGUCAGCAUGUUCCUGCUCUCCAGCGGUCCUAACAGGACGGUGUCCACUGUCACCACUUUCUCUGGCAUAGUGCUCCUGGCUGGCUACAUCAUCUUUGACAGCUUCACCUCCAACUGGCAGGACGCUCUCUUCACCUACAAGAUGUCUCCCGUGCAGAUGAUGUUUGGCGUCAACGUCUUCUCCUGCCUUUUCACCGUGGGCUCGCUCCUGGAGCAGGGUGCCUUGCUGGAGUCGCUGCGCUUCAUGGCUCGCCACUCGGAGUUCACCGCCCACGCCGUGCUGCUCUCCGUGUGCUCUGCCUGCGGCCAGCUCUUCAUCUUCUACACCAUCAACCAGUUCGGGGCAGCCGUCUUCACCAUCAUCAUGACGCUGCGCCAGGCCUUUGCCAUCCUCCUCUCCUGCCUCAUCUACGGGCACACGGUCACUGUCGUGGGUGGGCUGGGCGUGGCCGUGGUCUUCGUGGCCCUCUUUCUGCGUGUCUACGCCCGCAGCCGCAUGAAGAAGUGCAGCAAGAAGCUCCCGCCGGGGGACACCCCUGUACAAAAGGUCUAAGGAAGCUGAGGCCAUGGCAUUUCAGCCAUGCCUGCUGUCCUGCCUCCACUUGAGGGUAUUUGCUUGAUUUCUCAGAACCCGCUGAGGAGAAGAGUGGGGUAUGGAGAGGCAGGACGAGUGACUCAGUUUUCCACCUGCUUUUCCUGGGAAAGGGGCUGGAACAAGCCCAGGAAAUGCUCUGGGCUGAUGCAGCUCCAAACCUUUCCAUUUGCCUUAAUAGUCAAAGACUUAGAGCCAAGGCACAGGCCUGGGGGCACACCAGCAUGGGGCUGCUGGUACUCCUGUCCCACCUCUGUCUUGUGGCUUCUCCCCAAAGUCAGUGAUGAACAAGGGAACUCCUCCCUGGCACUGUCUUGCCUUUGGCUAAUGUUCCUCCAGUUCUGUUAGUAUUACAGAGCUUGGCAGGAGGAAAGGGCAAGUAAAACACUAGGUUUCUUUUUGAAACACCUCUAAGAGAGGCAAGUCCCAUGUUGAGCUCAUCAAAGGGUGGGGAGUGCUCUUCCUCCAUUCCAGGAGGGGCUCUGCGUAGUACAGGCACAACCAAGGGAAGGACUCCCAGCCUGUCCUACCCCAGGCCUGGGAUCUGCUCUGGGAGGGCACUGCAGUGGAAGCCAGUACCUCCCAGUUUGGUUUUAUGAAUUCUUUGCCCCUGCUCCAGGACGCUUUUCUUUGCUCCCUGCACUCAGCCCAGGCUGAUUUUUAUCCAGUACCUGAGCUGGGCAGUGCCCAAGGCUUGCCAAGUCCUUGGAGGUUGCUUUUUGGUUACAUCUGCUGAUGGUACAGGCCAAAGGCUGCGCUGCCCAGAAGCCCCAGCACCACCUCGGGGUCCCUCAGUGCCAUGGUUUCUGGGCUUUGCAUUUGCCAUUCAGACAAGCACAAACAACCCCCUCUUUUUCCUGCCUGAAGGCACUAGUCUAGCCCUGGUUUUCCCAGGGGCUGGCCAGAGGCUGUGCCUGGAGGGUUGGGACAUGGGGCAGAGCCCGCUUGCGGUGCCUUGUUCCUGCUCCACAGACAGCCGGGGAAUGGAGCAGUGAAAGCUGUUCUUCCCCAGAAGCCUGGGCUUUAUUGGAUAAUCCUUUUCUCAUCAACACAACCUGACUGACAAACCAGCAGGUUUUGGUACUUUUGCAAGGCAACUUUUUUUCUCUUUUUAUUUUAUUAAAUUAAAAAUAUGCUGCAUAU